Penicillium canariense is the source of this 1464-nucleotide messenger RNA. RefSeq names its product pex2/pex10/pex12 family protein. Gene Ontology annotation, biological process: protein import into peroxisome matrix. The transcript has 3 exons. Gene Ontology annotation, molecular function: zinc ion binding. The record is from RefSeq and is a predicted model, not a curated record. Lineage: Eukaryota; Fungi; Ascomycota; Eurotiomycetes; Eurotiales; Aspergillaceae. Gene Ontology annotation, cellular component: peroxisomal membrane. Bases 1 to 1464 code for a protein of 487 amino acids.
AUGAGCUCGACAAACUUCGCCGCUGCACAGGAGCGGGUUCUCGAGCGCCGACGCCUUCGCGAGGCGGAAGCGCGUGCCCGCCGUGCGGAACAGCAACGGGCAUCUCCGAUCGACCCUGCCGCCGUCCAGCGCCUGCCUUACCCGCUGAAUCGUGUCCCAGGUGCCGGAUGGAUGCUAUGGAAUUCAGUCAAAGGCCGAGACGGGACGCGCCCGGCAUUUCGUGUCGGCCAGGUCGAUGCCGAGUUGCUGGAUGAGGAGCUGCUGGGCUUGAUGAAAGGUCAGGUCGGGGAUGCGCUGAAAUACUUUGGGCCUCAAAUGCGAGAGGACUGGUCACAUGAGAUCCAAUUCGCGCUACGGGCGAUUCUCUUCAAACUCUCGAUUUGGGACCACAAUGCGUCAUAUGGAGCGGCCCUACAGGGUCUCCAAUACACUGAUAGCCGAAGCAAGGGCCCCGUCCACUCUUCUCCCACAAAGUGGCAGAAGGCAAUGUACGGCUUACUGACUGUCGGUGGGCGUUAUGCCUGGGACAAGUGGGAGAGCUGGUUGAUUGGACAGGAAGGUGGCUAUGAAGAGCCAUCACAGGACGUCCGAAUGUUCUCACGCAUUACGGAUUUGGUCUCCACGACACACUCCAUCGCCGCCUUCGUUUCAUUCCUGGUAUUUCUGGUGAACGGUCGCUACCGAACCCUCGUCGAUCGCAUCCUCCGCAUUCGCCUCACACCACCAUCUGCUCAGGCCAGUCGGGAGGUUUCUUUCGAAUACCUUAACCGGCAGCUGGUCUGGCACGCAUUCACCGAAUUCCUGCUGUUCUUGCUUCCUCUCGUUGGGAUUAGUCGCUGGAAGCGAUGGGUGUCUCGCGCAUGGCGGAAAAUGGUCAACGCGCUUAAGUCGAGCGGGGAUGAUGAGGAGGCGACCGAGAAGCAGGGAGAACUGGCCUUCCUUCCGGAACGGACGUGUGCAAUCUGUUAUCGGGAUCAGAACCCCGCUGCGACGACGGAAAGCGAUGUUCUGGCAGCCUCCGCGGGAGCGGGUGGAAUCUCCGGCUCCGCACAGACCGACAUCACUAAUCCGUAUGAGACAAUUCCCUGUGGCUGCAUCUAUUGCUUUGUCUGUAUUGUGCAAAAGCUGGAGGCGGAAGAAGGCCAAGGCUGGAUCUGUCUCCGAUGUGGUGAGGUUGUGAAGAAAUGCCAGCCAUGGAAUGGCGAUGUGCUAGAAGAGGCUCGAUCACAGCCCGGCACUGGCAAGAUUGUCGGGUUCGUCAUGGACGACGAGCCACGCGGCGAUACUCAGGAGACAGACGAGACUCAGGGAAAGCCUGGGAAGUCCAGUCCCCUAGAGGAAAUUACCGCUGACGAAGCUUUGCAGCAUUCCGGCCAGUGGUCCACUGAAGAGAAGGAACCCGCCGAGGAUGAGCAUACUACAACUGCAGCAAAUGGCUCUGCCGAAGACCAGGAGAAGUUUUAA